GGCGUGUUCAAAUGUGACGUUUCACAUAUUUGUUAUUCCGUAGGAGGAUAAUUAAUUAUUGAUAAUGAAUAUUGUUUAAAUAAAUAUUUAAGAAUUAUUUGAUAAGAUUAUUCAAACUAUACAUGAAAUAAUUAUAAAAUGAACUGAUAGUCCGUGGUAUUUUAAAUGACAGCGUGUGUGAGUGGCGUGACAAUUUUUUGAAAUUUUAUGUGGGAAGUUGAUGAUUCCCAUAGCGACCAGACCAUCAUCAAAACGCCAAAAAUUGUAAUUUUGUCAGCAUCCUGUCAAAUAGUUAAAGAGGAAUUAUGCUCGAAAACGGAGAAACCAAUGGACAUACCAAUGGAAAUGGAUCUGCAUGGGAUACCAAGCAGCAUAAAGACAUCCGUGUCUGGUGUGAUGGAUGUUACGACAUGGUCCAUUUCGGUCAUGCCAAUUCGCUGAGGCAAGCGAAGGCCCUAGGAGGCUACUUAGUUGUGGGCGUCCAUACAGAUGAAGAAAUAACCAAGCAUAAAGGUCCGCCAGUAUUUACAGAACAAGAACGGUACAAAAUGGUGCGGGGAAUUAAAUGGGUUGACGAAGUGGUAGAAGGAGCACCCUAUGUGACAACCUUGGAAACACUCGACAGGUACGACUGCGAUUUUUGCGUGCAUGGUGAUGAUAUCACCACGACCGCGGAAGGUAUGGACACCUAUCAACUUGUAAAGACCGCUGGAAGAUAUCGUGAAGUAGAGAGGACCGCAGGCGUAUCCACCACCGAUUUGGUAGGUCGAAUGUUGCUUUUGACAAGGAACCAUUUUAAAAGAGGUCAGUAUGAGUACAGCGUUGCCAAAGAGCAUUCUACCACUAUGGGUCAAGAUUCUUCCGCCAGGUCCCCGUGGACGGGAUGUAGUCAGUUUUUGCCAACUACACAAAAGAUCAUUCAGUUUUCCGAUGGGAAGGCGCCAAAAGACGGAGACAAAAUCGUUUAUGUUGCCGGAGCCUUUGAUUUGUUUCACGUGGGUCAUUUAGAUUUUUUGGAGAAGGCCAGAAAACUAGGAGACUAUCUGAUUGUGGGACUACACACAGAUCCUAUAGUUAACAGGUACAAAGGUGCGAAUUUUCCAAUCAUGAAUUUGCACGAACGCGUUUUGAGUGUUCUUGCAUGUAAAUAUGUCUCCGAAGUUGUUAUUGGUGCACCUUAUAAGGUCACAGAAGAUUUAAUGUCUCAUUUUAAAGUAGACGUGGUUUUACACGGGGAGACUUCAGUUAUGGACGAUGAAGAUGGAUCCGACCCAUACGAAAUCCCCAAGCGUCAUGACAAAUUCAUGACCCUCAAAUCAGGAAAUGAUAUGACAACAGAGAAAAUAGUGGAAAGAAUUAUACGGAAUCGGAUGGAAUUCCAGGAGCGCAAUAACCUAAAGGAACAAAAAGAGUUGGCUGUUUUGAAUUUGCUGAAAAAUAUGCAGACAGCAGGGUUUGAAUAGGGUGCACACUUUUUUAAAAUUAGUUUCUUACACAAAUUUUCCUUAAUAUAAGUAUGUAUAUGUAAAUAUGUUUCUGAUUAACAUAUUUACUUCAAAUGAAAAAAGGCAAGUACAUUUUAAAUAUUUAUUAUUAUAGGGGCUUUAUUGGCUUUGGUUAUACAUAUGUAUUUGGGUGCAGCGACAUUCAAAAUACAUGUGAAUAUUUUUGGUGUCAUAUGUUUAUUAUCAGUUUUCUAAAAAAAUCUAUCGGACAUAAAUAGUUUGCUUGGUGAUUUGAAAUUUUAAUGCCGAUUUUUGGAUGUUACUGGUCAUUAUAUUUUUGUAAGCUUUUAUUGAAAAAUAAAAUUAGACUUAUUAUGUGUUAAACCAUCAUUGAAACAACUUGACUUCAAGGUUUCUUAUUAUUCAGGAAUUGAUUAUUGGUUUUUAAAAUUCAUGAAUUCUUGGUUUUCACAAACUUCCAUAUGUAUGUUUCUUUUUUGGAUAUGGUAUAAACCAAUGGUAUAAACACAGUUAUAAAUGAGAUGAUUUAACACAGAAAAGCUACCAAUUAUUUUUGUUGCCAAGCAAAGUAAAAAUACUGUUUGUUGGGAUUUUUUGCUAAGUAGAUACAUUCUUGAAGAAACUUUAAUUAGAUUUAGGCCUUUUUUUAAUAAGUUAUUUUGCAAUAUGUUAACUAAACAGUUGCAUUUCAUCCGGCUAUAAUGAAUGGUCAGAAUGAAUUCGUACAAUUCAGUAAAACCUACAGAAAUCCACCACUCAGAGGCGGAAAACGCGAUUUUGUAUAAAUAGUCUCGAAAAAAAUUCAAAUUUUAAAUCAACCAAUAAAAAUAAUCCGCAAAUUUCCUUAACUGAAUGACCAAUAAUUCUCUAUAACCAUCCUCCAGCAUCUGAUUGCCAAGUUUAUACAAUUUAAAAAAAAAAUCUAUUUCAAAACACCCUGUAUAAUAGGGAUUUAGAUGUUUUAGUGUAGAUUUUUUGACCAACUACUUCAAAUAUAUCUAGUCUCUGGACUGAACUUUAAAAUGUACAUAUUGUAAUGCAUUAGCCUCAUUAUUGCUUUAGUUUUUAACCAAAGAGGUGUUUAAAUAAGAAUCCUAUCUGGCCAUUAUGGUAAUUAUUUGUGAUAAGAAAUUUUCCUUAGCUGUAAAUGUGGUAUAUUUGUUUAAGCUUUUUUUUGUAGGCUAUUUUUUAUGUUUACUGUUCUCGCAGGUUACCUAUUAUACAGAUACAUCAUACAUCUGUAUUUUAUGGAUAAUUUAUAUGAUGGGCUAUUACUACUUUUUUAAGCAUUUACUUUACUUCUUAGGAUAAAUACACUCUCUAUAUUAUAAUGAUAGUGAUGUGUAUUGUAGGUAGGUUUAGUGUGGCUAUAUUAUUAUUAUUGCCACAUCUGGGUUUUAUUUUGCCAAAGUAAGUUUUUGGUGAUUUUAAAUUAGGUGUUGCCUAUAUUGUAAGAUAACAUUUAUGUAAACAGACUAAUGGGAUGUUAUAAAUUUGAGCCUCAUCAUUGUUAGACCAGAGUCAAGUCUUUUUAUUUUUAAAGUCAUAUUAUAAAGUAAAAUUUAGAUUGAAACAUUUAUAAGAUUAUCAGAUAAUAUAUGAUGAGGGUUGAAUUUGUUACAUCAGAUAAAAAUGUUUCUUUGUUUUUUAAUUUUUAGCUUCCAAGACCAUUAUUCCACUCCCAAAUUGGUUGUUGAGAAAAAUACUUGAUUUAAAGCCUUUGCCUAUACUUUUUUUUACCAAUGUAGUAAUGUAUAGUUUCAAUGCAGGUGUUUUUAUUUGUAUAUUUUUAUAUUCAUUUUUAUUUCCGUAUAUGUAUGUCUUUUUAGAUUCGAAUACUUAUAUUGUAAUGUUUUUAUUAUUUAUUAUAUUAUUGUUAAUAUAUUAUGUUUUGUGGAAAUAA
Molecule: messenger RNA, 3369 nt
Organism: Ceutorhynchus assimilis (cabbage seed weevil)
Lineage: Eukaryota; Metazoa; Arthropoda; Insecta; Coleoptera; Curculionidae
Source: the annotation of a GenBank genome assembly